Lolium rigidum is the source of this 443-nucleotide messenger RNA. RefSeq lists its product as uncharacterized. The coding region runs from base 66 to 443 and encodes 125 amino acids. The record is from RefSeq and is a predicted model, not a curated record. NCBI's taxonomy places the organism in Eukaryota, Viridiplantae, Streptophyta, Magnoliopsida, Poales, Poaceae. The transcript is spliced from 6 exons.
GACUAGCUUGAGGUAAAAAGCCACAGCCUCCACGCCGGCGACCGGUCCAUCAAUCAAUCCCCCAGAUGGCGGAGAUCGCCCCGUCUCCUGCUCCAUCGCCGGUGCCGGCGACUCGCCAGAAAUUGUCAGUGUUCGAGCCGUUAGACGCACGCAUCAAGGAGCUGACCUCGUCGCAGGCUGAGUUGCUGGGCAGGAUCCAGAAUCUCAAACAGGAGGUUCAGAAAUGGCGCUCCAAUGUAGAGGCACAGAGCAAGACAUUGAAAACCGAGCUUCUGGACACGAAGGAGGCACUCUGCUCUGAAGUGCAACACCUGAAAUCGGACAUCAAGGAAAUCAGGUCUGCGGUCCAGGAAGAGAAGGCCAGCUUAAAAGCUCCUUUCAGAAAUUUGGAGGAGGUUCGUUACCAUGCUAUUUAUGCCAUGAUGUUCUACUGUAGCAACUGA